Molecule: messenger RNA, 1668 nt
Organism: Mycotypha africana
Lineage: Eukaryota; Fungi; Mucoromycota; Mucoromycetes; Mucorales; Mycotyphaceae
Exons: 1
Coding region: 1-1668 (555 amino acids)
Molecular function (GO): protein binding
Source: RefSeq, a predicted model, not a curated record
AUGUCACUUUAUACCAGUCUAUCUCAACUGCCAUCAGAAUUAUUAUUACGGAUCAUAGACUUCAUUCCUGACAUAAUAGAUAAAUGCCACUUAACACAGACUUGCAAACAGUUCAAUCGUUUGCUAAGUACAAAUGCGAUUUGCUGGAAAUGGUUAGAUUUCUCGGCUUUCGAGUGCAAAAAAGUGACUAACAGUCAAGUUUUAACAUUUUUGAAAAGUAACAAUAUAUUGUUACUUACGCCAACAACUGCGUUAACACCUCCAGAUCUUGCAUCCAUAACAACGAACAGUGUGAUUACAAUGCUCGACUUAAGUGGCUGUUCAUAUUUGAGUGAAGAAUUGAUUAUGAAACUGUGCCAGUCCCUUUAUAAUCUGCAACACCUCAUUUUAGAUGGGUAUAAAUCAAACAAGAGCAAUUAUUCAAAAACUCUGGAUACACUUUGUAAGAACAACCUCGAAAUUAUUCGAGACCAUGUCUAUUCAGCAGCUCCUUUGCUAAACCUCAAAUGCAAACUGAUGGAACCUUCCAAUAGAGGAACGAGGCUGAACAUCAGUUUCACACUAUUAUCAACCAUAUUAUGCCAUGGCUUGCUUAAUAUCAAGACGUUAUCGCUACAAUACCAAGAUUUAACGUCGUCAUCAUUCUCAAAUCCAUUCGAAAAUAGCAGCAAUGAGAACAUUAACCGACCAGGUUUAAACUACCAAAGUAACAAUAGUAUCUCUUAUUUAGAUAUUUCUUCAUGUCAUAUCCGUCAACCAGCAUUACAGUCAUUACUGCGACAAAUGGGAAGGAAUGUUAAAUCACUAAAACUUCUGAAUAUUGAGUUGAACAAUUUGACUUGGCUAUGCAUUGGACAGUAUUGUAAAGGUCUAAAUACCCUGCAUGUAUCUUGCUUUGAGCCAGCAUCUGUGCAGAUCAUUCAACGUGUAUUGGUUUCGCUAACGUUACUUGAUGAUCUUCGAAUAACCAACUUUAAAUCACCUGAUUUGAUGAACCCCAUCAUACAAGUACUCAACGCGACCAGGUUUAGAAAGUUGGACUUGUCCCCGAAAUUAGUCAUAUAUCCAAAUCCCAAUUACAGACAUCGUGAUGGCAGCACCUCAUCUUUUCCUUCUUCUUCACCAUCGUCGCUAUAUCAGCCUCAAUUCAAAACAGCAACGUCCUUUUUUGUCCUCUCGAAUGAAUCUGUUCAAAUUUUGCGGACGUUCUCUCAACUUGUUGAGUUACGUUUAUGCUACCCUGUCAUUUCAGCAAAACAAUUCAAUGGUAUCAUCUCGAUUUUAUCGCCACACUUAAAAAUACUCGAAUUAAGGCUCUCUUCAAUGCAAGUGUCACCCAUCAAUAGGGUUAUUCCGUAUGAUGCGUCUUCAACGAUACCCGAAGACUUUCUGAGAGGGUUAAAUUCUUGUCAGAAAUUAGAAGAACUUUCUCUUUUUUCUGUGCAUGUUACUAAUGAUGAAAUACAAAAUCUAUUCAUCGCAAGUACAUCUUCUUUGAGGUCGACUCUACAAUAUCUAAUAAUCAAUGAAGGAGGUACUUUUAUUCAACAAGACAGUAAUAUCCAGAAAAUUCUGUCUUCCAUGUCAAAAUUGAUAGUAUUCUAUCUUGGUGGUCAGCAAAUUAGAACAGUACAUUAUUGUAGCAAAGACAGAAAGACGUACAGUUAA